CCACCCUCCUCAAGGCAGCUGACCAAAGCUCCACGCGACCCGCCGCUCCGACUCCUUCAGCUAAGAAACCUGUGACGCCACUUCGACCGCGCCUGAUACCUCACCGCCGCGCGCCCCCGCUCGCAUCCUUCACCAUAGAGCUAAGGUUUAUCCCUAGCCUAGAUCGGGUAGGAGGAACGGGGCGGGGCGUCGCCAUGGCGGCCAAGGGCCGAGCCGGCCAGCCGGCAGCGCCAACGGGGACCGAGAUGAAGCGCUGAGGUGGGAGGAUGAUCUCGCGAUACACACGGAAGCCGGUGCCCCCCGACGCCCUGGGGAUCCAAGGACUUACAAAAAGUAUCUUAGAACAUCAUCCCCUGCCAGACUCACUGGAUGACAGUUACCCAUCCACUGAAAGUCAGGAAGACAUUUCAAGUGAGUCUGAAAGUACAAAAGAUUCCAACUACCAAUCUGUCACUUCAGUAGACAAUGGGAACUCAUGGUCAGCUAGUCAGAGCUUCACAGGGACCUCCACAGAAGACAGUUCAGUCUUUUCUUGGGGCUACGAUGAAUUUGAUAAAGCUGCUACACGGCAAGUUCAGCAGAUAUUCAGACAUAUUGAUGAGCUCUUGUAUGAACAAAAAACAAGUGUGUAUGUUGAAGGCCUAGAAGACGAGUGCCAGCAAUGGAUGUCAAGCUUCCCCCAUCUCAGGAUUGUAGGCAAACAAGUAGUGAUUCCUACAGAUGAAGGUUAUGGAUGGUACUCAAGUUCAACUUGCAGCACCUUAGGCUCAGCUGAUAUGAGCCCAGCACAAGAGAAAGAUCCAAGUGAGUUUAGUAUUUUGGGCAAGAAGGUUCCUGUUUCUGUUAUUCCUAUUUGUAAAGAAGAUGAUCUUUCAGUGCAUCCUGAAUUGUGUUUGUUGGAGAGUGAAGAAGGAGAAGAUGGAGUUAUUGUCUCUGAAGGCAUAAUGGAGGAAUAUUUAGCAUUUGAUCACAGAGAUAUGGAAGAAGAGUUGCAUGACUGGAAAAUGGGUCUUUCACCUGACAGGCGGAAAUUAGGUUUCCCUCCUAUCUCGCCAUCAUACUGCAUGAGAGAUGCUGUUCGUUCUUAUGUGUUUGAUGAUGUCUGGAGUGAGGUUUUGGGCUAUAUGGAGCAGUUAAUCUGUAGACACUGGGAAGGGUCAGUCUCAGAUGAGGAGAAGAAUGUCAUAACUGUAGAAGCAAGCCGGACAGAUUCAGGAAGUCCUUUUAUGCAGUUUGAGCCUUUGCCAUUGUUGUUACCUCAAAUGCCACAAACUAAGAUGCCUUCCAUCACUUCAGAUCUGUACUCAAAACGCAGAUGUGGCCGCAAAACCAAAAAGAAGAGAAAAACAUCGGAAGUAAAUCUCUCUCAAGGAACAAGCAGUGGCCCACGACGUAAUUUGAAUGGUUUGAUGGUUAUUCAUGGGAUCCCCUUCCACCAAAGGAACUUGCCUCUGAUGGAUAAACUAUUAGAAUUGGAUGACAGAUUGCUUAUGAGGCCAGGCUCCAGUUCUAUCCUGUCAACCAGAGUUCGGCCAAAUCGCCCACUUGAGCUCAGUACAUCUUCUCUGUCCUAUUCUGCACAAUCUACUAGAAGGCGUAACCCACCACCACGUACUCUGCAUCCCAUCAACACUAGCCAUUCUCGCUCAGGGACACCAAGACCCGUGGACGAAGUCAUUAGAGGAACACGACUCUCCACUACAAAUGAGCAACUGUCAUCACCUUCUCCAGUGCCACUGAGCAGAAAUAACCUCCUUCCUCCUAUUAGUACUAUAGAUAUAGCAGAGCAUUUGGAAUCCCAAAAACAAAUGAAAUCUCAAUGGAAUGCAAGCCGGGCUCGCAGUGCAAUAGCAGAUGUAAUUAACCACCAACCAGUACAUGAGAGAUUUUUAUUACCUGAUAGUUUCUCCAGGCCCAACACAUCACAUGCAUUUUGGCCAGAUUCACAAUAUCAUCGUUCGUGCACUGUUAUUGAUUAUGCUAAUCAACCACGAAAUAGUAAAGGAUCUGCAGGCACCGAUUCUAUAAAUGUUGGAGUGAUGGGAGUCAGUUUAGGAAUAUCUAGCUCUUCCUAUAUUAAUUCUUUCCACCACCAGACUCUGGGUCAUUUCCUUAAUGAGGUUGAGGAAGACAAAGAAGACCAUCUUCCACUGGUAGGUCUUCAAUUGCAUGGUUCUGUGAGAACUCACAGCCGAGGUGGAUCAAGAAGCAGGCAGGGACAGUAGGAUGUUAUGGAAAAGACCCAUCUGUUUCCAAAAUGAGGGAGCAACUAUAGAAGCUUUUAAAAUCAGUAUUCAACUGUAGCAAUAUAAAACCUGUUUACAAAAGAACUGUUAAAUCUUUCUUUACAAAGAGUCUUAUUUUUGUAUUAACUUCAAACAACUGCCAAAGACUACAAGGUUGUGUCUGAAUUUUGUUCCUACAGAUUAGCUAUGCUAUUCUAUAGGAUGGUGAAAGCAUGUAUUCAAGAAAUCAGCUAACCUCUAGUAUCCUAUUGCAUGUAAAUUCCAUUGCAAAGAAUGUAUGCCUAAAGAACCUGAUUCCUUUAGCAAUAAUGUGGUAACAUCAGUUGACUUGCCAGUUAUUAACACUUGAUGGCAAUAUGUUUAGUAAAAUUAAAUCAGAUUAUUGCUUGGACACACUUCUAGUAGUUUCUCUAACUGUAUGAAAUGUUCUGAGUACCAUCUGUUCACAUACUUUGGAAAACUGCAGAAGCUGAUGUCUGAAAGUGGCCGAGAUUAAAGCUUAUAGUGUACCUAAAUUGAUUGAUAUAUUUAAAUGUAUAAUGCUACCAUUCCCCAUUAAAAACUUACCUCUUCAACCAUUGACUUGGCCAAGACUCCAAGGGGCUGCAACAAUUUUGUAUAUUACAACUAUACUUAUAGUAUUUACUUUCCCUUGUUUUAAAUGAAGCAAGAUUUUUGGUAAACAUGUAACAAGUGACUGUCUCUGCAGCAAUAAGAUUCAGUUUUAAGGUUCUGUCACUGGGGAGAGAGAUACACACUUUGUUAACAUGCAAAUGUUAUAAAAAGCACUGCCUACGCUGAAUGUUGCAUUUAAUGUCUGUUGUAAUUUUAAUAUAACUCAAGGUCUUACUACAGAAAGUAAGUGCCAGACUGCAAGUAUGAAGCUAUGUAAAUUAAAUAUAGUUUUACAUUAUAUUCUAGAUACCAUGUGAAAGUUGUAAAAGCCAGAAUGGAAUGGAUUCUUAUUCAAU
This is a messenger RNA of Rhineura floridana, 3217 nucleotides long. RefSeq names its product family with sequence similarity 149 member B1 (gene FAM149B1). NCBI's taxonomy places the organism in Eukaryota, Metazoa, Chordata, Lepidosauria, Squamata, Rhineuridae. Gene Ontology annotation, biological process: protein localization to cilium; cilium assembly. The coding region runs from base 267 to 2225 and encodes 652 amino acids. The transcript has 16 exons. The record is from RefSeq and is a predicted model, not a curated record.